Capsaspora owczarzaki ATCC 30864 is the source of this 2123-nucleotide messenger RNA. RefSeq lists its product as hypothetical. Lineage: Eukaryota; Filasterea; Ministeriida; Capsasporidae. The transcript has 2 exons. The record is from RefSeq and is a predicted model, not a curated record. Bases 183 to 2045 code for a protein of 620 amino acids.
UAAAUUUUUUCCCUUCUUUUUCAUCUCGCCAGCUCAUUUCUUCAAUCAAGGCCCAGUGUUGCACUUUUGAAGGAACACGCUGCGUCUUUGUCUCUGUACCGACCCAAAUAAUUCGCGCCAAAUUUGAGCGCGAAAAACAAGAAGAACGUGUGGUAUCCGCUCCAACAAAGAAUCAACCAUCCAUGUCGUACCUGACUCUGGACUGCACCGGCACGAUCGUCGAGGUCUCGCUUUCGACAUGCCGAAUGCUCGGAUAUGACGCUCCCGACGAACUUUGCGGCAAGCACCUCACUCACUUGUGGCCGUCCCUCGUCGCGCAAGACACGACAGAAUCUGCCGAGUCCUUGCCGCCGUCGGAUGUGCCGCUUGUUGGGGACUCGCAACCUGCAGCCGAAUCCAUUCCAUCCGACCUCAACCCUUCCGUAUCGACUCUUCGUCCAACUACCACUUCCUCACCCCUCGCGCCGUCACCACCACGAUCUGUGCCAUUGUUGGAGACGACCGUCCCUCAAAGUCCGUCGGAUGUCUCCGAUCGGCUCACGUUCGACUCUUCGCGCACACUCCAACAACUCGAUCUCGUACUCCGACAAGCACAGCACGCCACCGAUGCUUCUGCAAUGCUGCAAGAAGCGGCAUCCUUGUUGAGUAGUGGUAGUAGCCUUGAGCCUUCCACCCUCGACUCGGCCUCCGAUGCACACACCUCAAGUCUUCCAGAAGCAGAUGCUUCCCUUCGGUUGCUGCUCACGCACCGAGGCGAUUUUCUGCGGGCACGGCGCAAGCACGGCGAUCGCACUUUCACGUGUGUCACGGAUGUUGUGCUUGGGCACCCUGCCGAAACCGCUGACGAUCAUCAGCCGUCUGCUGCCCACCUACCACCACGCGUCCAACGUGCGCCUCAGCUCGACGAGGCUGCCCCGGAGCCAUCCGACCAAUGCGACUUUGAUUGGGAGGCAAACGAGUGCGAUGAACACGCUGAACCCAGCUCCGAUACAACAGCUGAGGCGUCCGAACAAUCCAAGCCAGAAUACCCUCACGCGCACAUCCGCAAACGCAGCUUGAUUGAUCUUGAGGCUCAAUCGCAAUACUGCCACAACCACCAUUCACACAACCACCACCACAACAGCAACAAUCAUACCCGCACGCGGAAACACCAGUCUCCUGCUGAAAAGAAGCACGCUCAUGCCGUCCACGUUGCGCAACAGCAUCACCUCCAUGUGCGUCAGCACCAGCAACAGCGUGCUGCAGCCAGUCGCCGCCAAACCCACCGCCUUGUCACACUGUUCCUUGCGCCGGCGGCCGACAUGGAGCGCGCCAUGCGCUUUUCGCCAUUCGUCCACAACAACUUUGCAGUCAUGCAGCUCAAUCGCUGGGGCCGAGUUGACUUUGUCCCGAGCUGCAGCACGAGCCUAUUCCUUGGACUGAACGCGCAGCAGCUGACGGGCCGCUCCUUGAUGGAGUUUAUUCCGAACGACGAGCUUUCGUACUUUUGCAACCAAAUGCAGCGCAUCUUUGCUGAGCGACACGUCAGCGAGCGAACCAUUGUGGUGACAAUGACCACCGAUGACGGCCGCCGAGUUGAGGUUGAGCUCUGGGGUGUCGCGCGCGAGGGCUAUCUCAUUUGCCUGGCUAGCGAAGCCAAGGCCACGGCGUUCGAGAGCGGCGCUCGUUUUGGCGCGGCGACCCGUGCCUCCGAAGUCCGACAUGAAGCAAGUGCAGCAAGUGCGUCUGCGCAGCCGCCUACAGCGCCUUCGACGACAACGACCGAGAACUCUGCGCGCCAGCACCUCAUGUCGUUUAUUGAUGUACUGUCGCGACAAAUCCAACAGCUGACCGUCCUUCUUGGCUUGGACCACGCCGCAAAGUGGCGUCUGGUGCAGGUGGUUGUCGGGCUGACGCAUCUGCUCGAGUAUGUGUGCAUGCGGGCUGUCAGCACCGUCGUGACCGUUGCCAGCCUGCUGAAGGGCACAGCGUUUGUAGCUUCGCAGUAUCUGCUGCCGCAAUACGUUUCCAAACAGCUGGCCGCCUCCAAGUGGUGGCCCCUUUGAUUCAUCCGUCCACACUGGAUGAACUUGUCUGCUUUUUAUGUAUACUAUUGUAACUACUAUUUAAUCAUUGUCCACCGA